AUGAACGAGCAAAGACAACCAUCUAAAAAUGAGUGCCCUAACAGUGUUCCCCAUGCAAGCCCCAAAGACGACGAGCGUUCUGACAAAAGCCCUGACAAAACGGGAGAGAAAGAGGAUGACGUCCAGCUGCCGGCUCCUCCUGCAGCGAAUGAAGCUGCUGGAAAUGACAUCAAUUCCGAAGCAAUUUCCACGCUCGAUAGGCCAGAACGUGGUCGAAAGGAGCGCAAGGAGCACAAGGCUAACCAACCUAAGGGCAAAGCCGAGGAUGUGAAGAAUAAGGACAGGUCUCGUCGCAGAGUGUCCUCAGGGAGCUCAUCAGAACGUGGUCGAAAUGAGCGCAAGGAGCACAAGGCUAAUCAACCUAAGGGCAAAGCCGAGGAUGUGAAGAAUGAGCACAGGUCUCGUCGCAGGGUGUCCUCAGGGAGCUCAUCAGAACGUGGUCGAAAGGAGCGCAAGGAGCACAAGGCUAACCAACCUAAGGGCAAAGCCGAGGAUGUGAAGAAUAAGGACAGGUCUCGUCGCAGGGUCUCCUCAGGGAGCUCAUCAGAACGUGAUCGAGAGGAGCGCAAGGAGCACAAGGAUAACGGACUAAAAAGCAAAGCCGAGGACAAAGCCAAACAUCUAACCGAGAAGAACAGGACGAGACCUGUUGUGAAAGCCAAGGGAAAGCAAAAACAGAAACGUUUGCGUCGCGACAGUGACUCCUCAAUUUCGCCAGAACGUGGUCGAAAGGAGCGCAAGGAGCACAAGGCUAACCAGCCUAAGGGCAAAGCCGAGGAUGUGAAGAAUCAGGACAGGUUUCGUCGCAGGGUGUCCUCAGGGAGCUCAUCAGGACGGGGUCGCAAGGAGCCCGAAGAGUACAAGGCUGACAAACCAAACAGCCGAGUCGAAAUUCUGACGGAAAAAUGCCGCUCAUGUC
Molecule: messenger RNA, 919 nt
Organism: Fopius arisanus
Lineage: Eukaryota; Metazoa; Arthropoda; Insecta; Hymenoptera; Braconidae
Product: transcriptional regulator ATRX homolog
Exons: 1
Source: RefSeq, a predicted model, not a curated record